Messenger RNA from Mesocricetus auratus (golden hamster), 6873 nucleotides. It is a transcript of the gene Chrm1, whose product is annotated as cholinergic receptor muscarinic 1. Gene Ontology annotation, biological process: saliva secretion; cognition; regulation of locomotion. Gene Ontology annotation, molecular function: G protein-coupled acetylcholine receptor activity; G protein-coupled serotonin receptor activity. The record is from RefSeq and is a predicted model, not a curated record. The transcript has 2 exons. NCBI's taxonomy places the organism in Eukaryota, Metazoa, Chordata, Mammalia, Rodentia, Cricetidae. The coding region runs from base 623 to 2005 and encodes 460 amino acids. Gene Ontology annotation, cellular component: synapse; plasma membrane; dendrite.
ACAGGAGUUGGGGGCUUUCCGGUUGGGUGGGGGAAGGAACCCGGGAAACAGAGUGUGCCUUUGUGUGUGUGUGUGUGUGUGUGUGUGUGUGUGUGUGUGUGUGUGCACGUGCCGCCAGUCUGUGUGCAGUGGGUGUGGGUGUUUGUCUCUCUGUAUCCGCCUUCUCUCUCCUCCUGGACUUUUAGCCUUCCUGGGCUCUCCUUCCUCAUGUCCUGCCUCCUCCCUCUUAAAGCUCAAAGUGGAUGUCCUUGUGGACAAGGGGGGCACACUCCAGGACUUAGUCCAACCCCAGAUGCUGCCUGAGGCUUCCCUCCUGCUCCCCCUCCCUUUCUUUCCUCCCUUGCCUCCCUCCCUCUCUUUCCCUUCCUCCCUCCCCCCCAAGGCUGGCGUGCCAGGGGGUGGGACAUGCCAAUCACUGGCUGUGCCUCUCCCGCUGCCAGCACAGGGCGCAGCUCCCCCCGGGAGCCAGGUGUUUGGGUCCCAGGAGACGCUGCAGGCCCCCCGGAGAGGCAGUGAAGCAGAGGACCCCACAGACCCCUCUCAAAUCCCAUGGUGAUGCCCUUUCUCUGAGGAAAACCUGUGACUGGAGGAAGGGGCUGCUCCUUCAUCUCACCUGGCUGAAAUGAACACCUCAACGCCCCCUGCUGUCAGCCCCAAUAUCACCGUCUUGGCACCAGGAAAGGGUCCCUGGCAAGUGGCCUUCAUUGGGAUCACCACAGGUCUCCUGUCUCUGGCUACAGUGACAGGCAACCUGCUGGUACUCAUCUCCUUCAAGGUCAACACAGAGCUCAAGACAGUCAACAACUACUUCCUGCUGAGCUUGGCCUGUGCUGAUCUCAUCAUUGGCACUUUCUCCAUGAACCUCUAUACCACAUACCUGCUCAUGGGCCACUGGGCCCUGGGCACACUGGCCUGUGACCUCUGGCUGGCCCUGGACUAUGUGGCCAGCAAUGCCUCUGUCAUGAAUCUUCUGCUCAUCAGCUUUGACCGGUACUUCUCGGUGACCCGACCCCUGAGCUACCGAGCCAAGCGCACUCCCCGCAGGGCAGCUCUGAUGAUUGGCCUGGCGUGGUUGGUUUCCUUCGUCCUCUGGGCCCCAGCCAUCCUUUUCUGGCAAUACCUUGUUGGGGAGCGGACGGUGCAGGCUGGGCAGUGCUAUAUCCAGUUCCUCUCCCAGCCCAUCAUCACUUUUGGCACAGCCAUGGCCGCCUUCUACCUCCCUGUCACCGUCAUGUGUACGCUGUACUGGCGCAUCUACCGGGAGACAGAAAACCGAGCCCGGGAGCUGGCAGCCCUACAGGGCUCUGAGACACCAGGCAAAGGUGGUGGCAGCAGCAGCAGCUCAGAGAGGUCACAGCCAGGGGCUGAGGGCUCACCCGAGUCACCUCCCGGCCGCUGCUGUCGCUGCUGCCGGACACCCAGGCUUCUGCAGGCCUACAGCUGGAAAGAGGAAGAGGAAGAGGACGAAGGCUCCAUGGAGUCCCUCACAUCCUCCGAGGGCGAGGAACCCGGCUCAGAAGUGGUGAUCAAGAUGCCCAUGGUAGACCCUGAGGCACAGGCACCCACCAAGCAGCCCCCCAAGAGCUCCCCAAAUACAGUCAAGAGGCCCACCAAGAAAGGCCGAGACCGAGGUGGCAAGAGCCAAAAACCCCGAGGAAAGGAACAACUGGCCAAGCGAAAGACCUUCUCACUGGUCAAGGAGAAGAAGGCGGCUCGGACCCUGAGUGCCAUCCUGCUGGCCUUCAUCCUCACCUGGACGCCAUAUAACAUUAUGGUGCUGGUGUCUACCUUCUGCAAGAACUGUGUUCCCGAGACCCUAUGGGAGCUGGGCUACUGGCUGUGCUACGUCAACAGCACUAUCAACCCCAUGUGCUAUGCACUCUGCAACAAAGCCUUCCGGGACACCUUCCGCCUGCUGUUGCUCUGCCGCUGGGACAAACGGCGCUGGCGCAAGAUCCCCAAGCGCCCUGGUUCUGUGCACCGCACCCCCUCCCGCCAGUGCUAACAGCCUCCCUCUCCUGCAUCCUUCCUCCCCAGCCCCAGGGAGAGGCCGGUGUUCACGAGCUGUAUCUUCAGCCUCAGGGCCCUGCUUAGACCUCCCCUGGCUUCCCAGGCCCCUGGGUCACCUUCCUGGACAGAGCAGAGAGACUGCUAGCUUUCCAAACUUUGCUAUUCCCAGACAGGGAGUGAAACCCGGGGAACUGGUUUUUCUGUUCCCUGCUGUGUGGGAAUAGGCUAUUCACCAGGAAGAAGGCCCAGGAGGAGGAGGAUCCGGGCUUUGGACUCUGUUUGCGUUUAGGCAGGAAAUUAGGAGCCAGCAGGGCCUGCCAGUAAUUUUAACGGUGCAGUCUUCCUUGGCCCUGCAGGGGGCCCAAAUUGCAAUGGGAGAUAACGACCCCCUGGGUCUAAGGUGGGAGCUGACACCAGGUUUGGGACAGAGAGCUGGUAACCCCUGGCUGGAGAUCCCCCUCCCUGCACAGGCAUAGCCCAUCCAGGUAGGCCCUAGGCACACUCUCUGGGAUUCUCCAACUUCCCUACAAAUGUCCCCAGGCCACCCACCCCUAUGUGAGUCACAUCCAAGGCAAAUGUCCAGGUGUGAGCAGGACAGUGAUACCAGAGGAGAUCAGCUUGACUGAACACACCAAGUCCUGAAGCUGGAGCAGGACCAGAUGUCAGGUGUCCUAAAUGACCCAUUAUGCCACUUUCUGGGUUGGGGGAGGGGGGACAAGGUGCCUGAUAUCCAGUCCCAAACCCAUCCUCUCUCCUUGCCCCAAAGUAACCUCGGUCCCUCCCUCCCGGCUCACAGCCAUCACCUGGGUGGAUCUGCUCUGGGCGGAUCUAGCCAGGCCUCCCGCAUGCUGCCUGCCUCCAGCCUUGCCCUACACAGGCCUGGCCCAGCCAGCAGGUUCUCUUCUGUAAACUCCCUAGUCCAACCCAUGCAUGGCCUCCCUGCCACCCUAAUCUCCAGGCCCUGCCUGGCCCCAGAUGUCCUCUCCUUCCAUCCUCAGCAUAUGCUGAGUCUGUGAAUAAAAGCCACGAAACCAGAGGGCACUACGAGGAAUUCCUCCCUGUUUUGGCUCAAGGCCCUGGCCCCAAGGCCAGGAUGGGACAGGGAAGGCACAAGUACUGCAUGCAGGAUGUGGGCUGCAGCAUUUAAGGUGGAUCCAGGAAGGACGGCACGGAAGGGCUAAAUCAACCAAAGCCUGUGGGUCCAGCACCCUGGGGGACCGUGGCUCAGGUGAGUGGUGCUAAAGUCAGCAGGCCUGUUCUCUGGAAAUGAGGUGGCUAGGUGAAAUGCCCCUAUGUAUUCUGUAUAUAGCUGCUCUAGAACCUUAGCAUACCCAGAGAAAACAGAAUUCCUCCAAACUCCAUUGUAGACAGGGAAACUAAGGCCCAAAGACCCAGGAGGAUUACUUAGGACUAUCUCACGAAGAAACACCCAGACUUCCAGGUAGUCCACAGCCUCCUGACCCCUAGACUGUGGAGAUGACAGACCUAGGAUAUUCUAGACCAAAGUAGUCCAUCAGGGUAACCCUCAGGCCACAAUAUUGGUAAGUGUGGUUCCCAAAGUCUAAUGAAAAGGAACCUGAAGAGAUUAACCCCACAGCCUGAGCAGCUAGGAAUCCCAAGACCAACCUUAAUGUCGGUGAUUUGCUAGUAAAACAUACAGAACUCUACAAAGUCGCUAGAGUCACUGUCACAACGAAAGAAUUCAGAUGCCAAUGGAACAGGAGAAAGUGUACAGAGCAGAGUCCCAGAGUAACCAGGCACAAGAUGCCAAUUCUCUUUUCAGGGAGUCACAGAGUGCUUAAUUCGCCAGUAGUGAUGUAUGGCAGCCUCUACAGCAUUCUGCCAGCCAGAAAAAGCACCAGAACCUUGGUGCCUGGUGACUUUACUAGAGGCUGGGCAUAGGGGCAUGGCUCACUGUCCACAUGGCUGGCCUCGGUUAGUGCCCAGCCCAUCUAGAGGUUUAACUGUUAGAGUGUGGUCCAAGACCUCGACCGCAAAUCAUAUUUUCAAAACAGAUUAUCUGGUGUGGUCCAGGGUACACAGAUGAGCAAAGAUUUUCUUUUAGGUUGGAUAGUCCAAUGGUUUGCCAUGAUUCCCAGGAGCCAAACAAGGCCUGCUGAGCUAACAGUGACCCAGACCUGGAGCACCGCUGUCACCUGGGAACUUACAUAGGUAAAUUCUUGGGGUCACCAUGGAUUUACUAAAAUGGGAAUUCUGAGGAUGGAAAUCAGCUGUCUGUAACCCGCAGCCUCAAAGUGAUUCUGGUACAGGCUAAAGUUUGAGGGGGGGAAACUAUUCUAGAGGGCUGAGCUCCUAGGUGGGAUUAAAAAAAAAAUUCUGCAGAGGAAGGAGUGGGGAUUCACCCCACACUGUUCACUGCCUGAAUUGAAUUCCCAAAAACUUUUGGACCUUGAGAGCUAGUCUGGAGGUUCUAGCUGACGAAUGUAUCUCCUGGUAUACCCUGGGCCCAAAAAGGUCCCUGCUCUAUCUAGGAAGAUCUUUCCUCUUCAGCUAAGCCUGCAGCUUUGGAUGGGAUGGACUUGGAGGGGUAAGAGAAGAAGAAGAAGAUGUCUGCCUAGCCGGCCACUAGUAAUCAGUGGGGUGACAAAUGUCUCAGUCAAUCACACUCACAUCACUCAUAACCUUUGGAACAGAAUCUUCCAACACUGUGGGCAACGGUAGCCCAUUAAAAGGUAGAUAAGGAGAAGCUUGCCAGAAGCUUCAGGAGAUACAGCAGUGUGGGAAUGACCCCCAGCUAUAAACCCUGUACCCUGUACCAUCAGCACAGUGCCUCCACAAGCUGUCAGAUGAGACCCUGUGAAGGUAUCUUGCCACUACUCCCUUGUAGCCCUAAGUUCCCUUCAGGGACAAUGUCCUGCCUGUGUCAAAGGCUUGGAGGUGGAGGGACUGGGUGAGCAGUGGGAGAAAGAAGCCGUGGAGUGAGUGGAACUUGCCUCUACUUAAGACAAGGGACCUGGGAGCGGGACUAGCAUCACGAUCAGUAAUAGGAAUAGCAACUUACACUUGUCACUUGUUUCCUGUCCUGGGGACCUCACCAUAGUCCUGCCUUGCCCCCCACAAAAUAACUUUAGGUAUGCCUCCUGUCUUCAUCCAAAACGGGGAGCAAUGCCUUUGCAGGUGUCAGAGGGAUGAGGCAAACGGGUUAAGAGAACCUAGUGGCUGUACCGUCAGUGUCAUCACAGAAGAGGCUGCCACAGUUAAAAGCUGAACUAGGUCCAGUUUCUCCCCCAAGCCAAGAAGAAGAAAUCUCACAUCCUGACAUGACUGGGUUCGAAGCGUGUCCAGGAGCACAUGGACAGGAAGGGGUGUAAACUCCAGGUGAAAUCUGGGUCCUGCAGAUGGCUGAAGAAAGAGUUCUGCAAACCAAGGAGCAUAUGAACCUGAAGGGAGAAGGUGAUUGCAUGGGCAUUCAUCCAUCCCAAACACGGCACCACUCCUGCCCUGAGGGAGUCAGUGUUUUCACCCCAGGAACAAAGACCUCUUCGUAAGGGGAGAAUAAGGUCGCUUUGUGAAUGCCACCUCUACUGGAGCCUGCCUAAAGAAGUGGAACAGGUUAGGAUCCUCCUACCCUCGAAGCCCCACCCAUCCCCAUUUCCACCGUGCCGCUUUGCCACCACCUGCUGGCAAUGAAGGAAAUAGGCUUCCCAAGAAACCUGAUAUUUGUCUUGGACCAGGUUCCCCAGACAAUGGACCAUAACAUAAAAUGAUACAGUAGUGAUCUUGGUCACCCCAGAAACUACCCCCAAACUUCAGGAGAACCCAAAGCUAUAGAAGUCUCACCAGGCCCUAUAAACAUUCAGAAACAGGCCCUUCACUCUCUGACUAGUGAGGCCAUGGAUGUGAGGUGUCCUGAAAUUUGGGGAUAGCUCCAUCCAAGUCUCAAAAACAAACAAACGAAAGCAAGCCCCUGGUCUGGAGGCUUCAUAGUCUUCCUUUUGGGUGACCUAUCCUUGCAGAGUCUCCCAAGGCCUGUAGAGUCAUCCUUGGUUUCAUUCUCAGUCUAGCUCAGGUUUCACAGGACUCAGAGCUGACUCCAAAUUGAAAUUGUAUUUGGAACUUGCAGAGCAAGAGUGUUGUUUGGGCUGGGGGAGGGGUGGCACACGCCUUUAAUCCCAGCACUCAGGAGGCAGAGGCAGGCGGAUCUCUGUGAGUUUGAGACCAGCCUGGUCUACAGAUCGAGUUAGUUUCAGGACAGCCUCCAAAGCUACACAGAGAAACCCUGUCUGCAAAGGAGAGAGAGAGACAGACAGACACACACACAGACAGAGACAGAGACACAGAGAGAGAGAGUUCUUUCACCAGUUGCCCUGCCAGCCUUGGGCUCUAAAGGACUAGAUGGUAUUGCCUCUGAGACCUUUGCUUCCACGACAAACCAGGGAAGCUCAACAGUCUGACUAUCCCAUUAAAAAGUCCAACUCUCCCUUUCCCUGCCCAGCUCUUGUCCUCCUGCCCCUGGUAUUUGGUAUCUCUGCCUUCCUGGAACCGCCGUUCACACGGUUGCUCAAGCCAGAGACCUGGAAGUCAGCCUAGACUCCUCUGUACUCCCUGUGCCCAGUCUACCUCUAAACAGUUCUCAAAUUAAUCCUGUUUUCUCCAUCGCACUGCAGGGCUCUUGCAUAAAGUGCUAAAACAAUCCCUCAAUUCAGAAGUAUCAAACUUGCUCUGUGAAAGGCCAGAGAGCAGACAUUUUUUGACUCUACAAGCCAAGAGACAAAAAUGAAGGAUACACACCACCACUAGUAUAUUACAUAGUCUCUCCCACUGCAGUUGGAGGUAACCAUAAAUAAUAUACUAGAGCAAAUAAGAAUGGCUAUAUACCAAUAAAACUUUAUCUGAAUCUAA